AUGAAAAAGAAUCAACAGGUUGCGGCAUACGUUGAAAUUCCAAACGAAGACCGUGCCCAGUGGUUCCUUGGCAAAAUAGAAAAGAAGCAAGCAAACGGAAAAUAUGUUAUUCAUGAUGAAUAUGCUGAAGAUCCAUCUUUAGAGCGUUUUAUUGUUGAUCCUCAAUUCAUAUCGCUUUUUCCUAAUACUCAAGGUCCAUAUAGUGUUGGUGAGCAUAUUCUUGCUCGCUGGAAAUUAACCGAUGGCUGGACAACAGAAUUAUAUGACGCCGAAAUCAUCAAAGUCAUUAAAAAAGAUACGCUUGUUCUUAAAUACCAAGAAAGUGAACUUGAAAUCGAAACAAAUGUCAAUAAAGUUACGAAAUAUCCUGCUGGAUUUUUAUCCAAGGAAGAAGAAGCAGUUAAUGAAGAAGAGGAAGCCAAUGAUGAAGAAGCUAAAGCAGAAUCCGAAACGCAACAUGAAGCUACCGCUGAAUCACCAAAAUCUCCAUCUAAAAAUCUAACACAAGAGCAAACUAGCGAAGAACACUCUGAUACAAAUCAACCAGCAUCAAAUGCUCCUACUACUUCUGCAGAAGUUACAGAAGAUACUGGAAUGGCGUCAACACCAGUUCCUUCUUCACCUCCAGCAUCUCCUCCAGUUGUAGAAGAAGUUCCACAAGGUCCUAAGUUUAUGCCAAGAAUGGCGCAGGAAAUUCCAAAUAGAAAACUUAAUUUACGUUUCAAUCCAGCAGAAACACAAGAUCCUACAGAUUUGCAUAUACUUACAGAUGAUGAAUUUAUUAAGCUUCUUCCGGAGCUAAGAAAACCAGAAAGAAUUGAAAUCAAACAAGGAACUCCUUUAUUAGACUGUUUAACAGAUCCAGAAUUGUUUGAACAAGAAUCAGUACAUACAACAUCUAGUGGCGUGCUUUUUAGAAAAGGAAUGAAACAACAAAAGUUUAAAUCAGCGUUAAUGAAUGGAGAAAAAUGCGGACGCUUAGGAAUGAUAUUCAAUGAAUAUCGUAAUUAG
This is a messenger RNA of Trichomonas vaginalis G3, 1011 nucleotides long. RefSeq lists its product as uncharacterized. The record is from RefSeq and is a predicted model, not a curated record. Bases 1 to 1011 code for a protein of 336 amino acids. The transcript has a single exon. Lineage: Eukaryota; Parabasalia; Trichomonadida; Trichomonadidae.